AUGGCGUUGCACUGGAGCGGCGGCCUCGCGGUCGCCGUCGUGGCGGCGCUGGCCGUGUCCGCGCUCUUCCCGGCGGGCGCUGCGGGUCACCCGCCGCUCCCAGGCCCGUUGGUCCCGCAGUUCUACGAGCACACGUGCCCGCAGAUGCAGGCGUUGGUGGGCGCCAUCGUGGCCAAGGAGCACGCCAAGGACCCCCGCAUGGCGGCGUCCCUGCUCCGUCUGCACUUCCACGACUGCUUCGUGCAGGGCUGCGACGCGUCGGUGCUGCUCGACGCCGACGGCAGCGGCAGGUUCACCACCGAGAAGCGGUCCAACACGAACCGCGACUCGCUGAGGGGCUACGAGGUCAUCGACGAGAUCAAGGCCGCCCUCGAGCACGCCUGCCCACACACCGUCUCCUGCGCCGACAUCGCCGCCGUCGCCGCCAGGGACUCCACCGUGCUGACGGGCGGGCCGGGCUGGGAGGUGCCACUGGGGAGGAGGGACUCGCUGACCGCCAGCUUGAGCGGCUCCAACAACCUCAUCCCUGCUCCCAACGACACCCUCCCCACCAUCACCGCCAAGUUCCGCAACCAGGGUCUCGACGUCGUCGACCUCGUCGCGCUCUCAGGAGCACACACCAUUGGCGACAACCAAUACUACAAGAACAUCCUCGCCAUGAACGGCCUGCUCAGCUCCGACGAGGUCCUGCUCACGCAGAGCCACGAGACCAUGGAGCUCGUCAAGAGCUACGCCGCCAGCAACGAGCUCUUCUUCGACCACUUCGCCAAGUCCAUGGUCAAGAUGGGCAACAUCUCGCCGCUCACCGGGCACAACGGCGAGAUCAGGAAGAACUGCAGGAGGGUCAACCACUUCUAA
Messenger RNA from Triticum turgidum subsp. durum (durum wheat), 858 nucleotides. Lineage: Eukaryota; Viridiplantae; Streptophyta; Magnoliopsida; Poales; Poaceae. The record is from the annotation of a GenBank genome assembly.